Molecule: messenger RNA, 1952 nt
Organism: Scophthalmus maximus (turbot)
Lineage: Eukaryota; Metazoa; Chordata; Actinopteri; Pleuronectiformes; Scophthalmidae
Gene: cbln12
Product: cerebellin 12
Exons: 4
Coding region: 764-1363 (199 amino acids)
Cellular component (GO): glutamatergic synapse; synaptic cleft
Molecular function (GO): protein binding
Source: RefSeq, a predicted model, not a curated record
ACGGAAGGGGGGGGGGAGGAAGACACACACAGGGAGAGAGACAGAGGGAUUAGAGCAUACAGUACCCUCACUUGGUUACACUCAGACUCGCUGCCGUACCGUGAAAUAAUGUGAUAGAGGAGCAAGAGAACAAGGACUUUUGACCAUAUUGCAGUCAUUCAGCUUGGAUUCUGCUCACCUGAUAUGGAAUACAAGAUUUUGCAGAUGGAAGCAGCAUCUUUUACAUCAUCCUCGCCGCCGUGUAGACUCUGAACUUGGAUCUUCACUCACCUUGCUGUACCUUUAUCUCUUCAAACCUUUUCCUCCUCUUCCCCAGCCUCUUCUCUGCUGCCUUCUUGUCUUUUUUUUUUGCUGAAGACAUCAACUUGAAAAUACCAGGAGAUUUUUUUUUGUCUGUGUGUCUAUCACUCUGGCCCCUACUGACACAGCACAUAGGACACUUGAGAGGUUUGGGAUUUGUGGGGGCAGACAAGAAAAGCAGACAGAAAAGCAGAAAGGCUGUGAUUGACAGCGAUGGCCCAUGAACCAUUCUGAGUCAUUUGAAUAUCAUUUCAUUUCAGUGCAUGCAAAUGUGAAACUUGGAACAGGUUUCCUCUCGCUUCCACUUUGAAUCCAACCAACUGUGAACUCUGGGAGAAGUUUGGAAAAUUUCCAAAAGUUCUUUCGCCAUAGCAUGUUCGUUUCCUCUUCAAAUUGCCCAAAGUGACCCUCCUUCAUAGAAGAAUUAAUCCGAGAUAUUCAACAAAACAGCCCAGGAUCAGUCAUGCACCCCAGGUCAGUCCACUUUGACCUCCUGCUGCUGCUGGGUGUGCUCCUUUUGUGGGGACCCCUGGGGUCCAGGGGCCAGAAUGACACAGAGCCCAUCAUCCUUGAGGGGAAAUGCUUGGUCGUAUGCGACUCCACUCCUUCGUCCGAGCCGGCCGGCAACGCCCUGGGAAUGUCGGUUCGCUCCGGGUCCGGCCGCGUUGCCUUCUCCGCCAGCCGCCAGACCAAUCACGAGCCCACGGACAUGAGCAACCGCACCAUGAUCAUCUACUUUGAUAAUAUUUUGGUGAAUGUCGGCACACAUUUCGACCAAGAGAGCAGUGUCUUCCUGGCACCAAGGAGAGGAGUGUACAGCUUCAACUUCCAUGUUGUGAAGGCCUACAACAGACAAACUAUCCAGGUCAGCCUGAUGCUGAACGGCUGGCCGAUGAUUUCGGCUUUCGCUGGGGACCAGGAUGUGACCAGAGAAGCUGCAACCAACGCUGGCCUGGUGAUUAUGGAAAAGGGGGAUAAGGCCUACCUCAGACUGGAGAGAGGCAACCUGAUGGGAGGCUGGAAGUACUCCACUUUCUCUGGGUUUCUGGUCUUCCCCUUGUGAGGAAGGUGGAUGGAGAGCUGGUUUAGGCGUUGUGUGGGUGAUGGGAUGGCUGUGAACUGGAUGGAGCAGGAGUCAGAAUGUGGAGAUGUCAAAGAUACAUGAGGAGAAAAGAAGUAGAGAGGUUUCAAUCUGUAACUAAUUUUAAAGUGCAUGAAAAGUGUUUUAUGCUGUCUCAUGUUAAAUGCAGAUAUGAUUGUGCAAAUCCUUUUCAAAUUAGAAAAAACUAUGAAAACAUGGGCAAAAAGAGGUUUGUUUGUGAUUUUAAAAUGGCUGUUUCUGUGCAUAAAUAGUUUAUUUAAGAUAUAUUUUCAUUGUGACAAAUUAUAAAGUAGCCAUGUGCUGUGUGGGCUUCUGUGUAAAAAUAAGGCGAGAGCAUCUCUUUUUUUAUGCAACAUGUUUGCAACACUGCUGUGCUCCACAUGGCAUCCUGUCGAGCUCACAAACCUGCCAAACCUACCCUUUGUUCUGCUGUGUUGUUGCGACCGAUGCUCCUCUAUAUGCCUGUUUAGUCUCCUGCAACAAAAAUGUUUAUUUACACAGAAAUUUCUAUUUGCGGAGAAACAUUAAAAUUGAAAUCCUAUAAAGUUGA